AUGCUCAUGAAUACGCUACAGCUAUGGCGGAAGCGGGCGCUGGGGCUACUUGAAGACGCCACACGUGCAGCUGCCGGCAGCAGCGAAGCGGCAACGGCAACGGCAAUGGCGGCGGCGCCAUGCAUGAUGUCAAUUGACGAGAACAUAGACAACAACUCGUGGAACGAUUGUGUAAAAACGCUCAUGGAUGAGUUGCAGAAGAGGCCGGUGGAGCCGGUGCCUAGUUUGAAUAUGGUGCAGGAUUCGCACGAGCGAACCUGCCUGCUACAGAUGUGGAAUGAUUUACAUAAUAGACACUUUCCUGAUAGUAUUCCUCCUAAAGAGGAUGAGAUAUACUCCGUGGAGGAGCAGCAGCAACGGGUAAACAGAGUAGAUAAUCUUAUAGCAGCAGCGAUGUCGCCAAUAUCGGUGACGGCCGCGCCCUCUAGAUGUAGUGAGGUUGCUGUUGCUGCCGCUCCUACCGUAGACAACUUGCAAGCGGUGUGUCUAGGAAUCGUGCGAGAUUAUGAAUCCAUAGUGGAGCUACUAGACAAUGAGACAGAGAUAGACAAUUGCCGUGGUAGUGAUAAUAGUAGUAGUGAUGCCAUGAAACUACCUGAGAGUAUACGACAUGUCUACGAUGCGAUGCGCAGGCAAUUAGAAAACACAGCGAAUAGCGACGACGCUGACGGCAUGCUCGCCCAGUUGCGUGCGGCCCGUCGCGCCUUAGAUGUGGACCCCGCCGGGCCGCAGGCGACGCUGCAGCAGGGGCGUCAGCAGAAGAACAUAGAGCGCGUGGCGCGUGACGCCCUCUUCGCCUACGCAGAGGCGACACUCGGCCUGCUCCAAUCGUGCUACGAUGAGUACGCGGCGAUCCUCGACCGCCUUCUCUCCGCUGUGCGCGGCGGCAGUUCAGGCAGCGAGAAACUCGUCGUCUCCGCCGCCCAUAUCGAGGCGGUCGAGGCGCUGGAGGAGGAGCGACGCGCAGCGAAGGUGAAGCAGGAGGCACUGGAGAAGCUCAUGGGCGAACUCGGGCGCGUGCGGCGCGAGCGCGACGAGGAAAUUGGCGCGCUGCAGCACAACUUCACACGCGCCAAGGAGGUCUGGCAGAACGAUCUCUCCGUCCUCCAGGCGAAACUCACAACGCUGCAGAGCAGCAUGACACGAACAACGGUGGUGGUGCCCGCUAACAGCACCGCGCUGGCGUCGCCACGGCAAGAGCUGUACGGCGAGAACGAGGAGGCCAUGCACGGCAGCGGUGACAACGACAACGACGCCAUCACGCGGUGGGCAACCCGGCUUGCAUGCAGCGGUGGCGAGCUGCGCGGCAGCAUUGUAGCGAUGCGGCUCGAGCGCUUCUUCAACUGGGCGCUGAAGAACGUAGUUCCGCUUUGCGCCGGCCACAACACCAACUGCAUCUUGGAGCUCGUCAUAUGGGCGAUGCGCAACCACAUGGCGCUUCUGCAAACCGCCGCGCAAGUCUUUGGCAGCAACGCUAUUGGUGAUGACACCGAGACGGAUCUUUGCAGCGCUCUGCAGUUUUUGCACCAUAAGCACGUGGCGUUAGAACAACUGAUAGAACACUGCGUCGGUGGCACAGACGACGGCACCUCCGACUACGCUGUGGUGGAGAGCCGACUGCGCGCUCUACAAGACUGCGAUGCGUUGGUGCACAACAUUCACAGUCUUCUAGGCACCACACGCAACGCGGACAUAGAGCCGGAGAUAUUAGAUCUCCUGCGUACUCGUGCUGAGAUGGCCGACGUGCAAAACAUAACAGGCGCGACCGACGACACGGUGGCCGUCGUUACGGCGCAACGUGACGAACUCCAGAAAAUGAGGGACUCACUGCAACAACUCCUAGCAGCAGACGAAAUCAUGGGUGCAACAACAGAGGAAUUGAUCAAGCAGGUGCCAGCCCUGCACGCGACACAGGAAGCACUCGCACAAACGCAAGAUUUACUUGAAACAACGGCGAACGAAAUGGAGCUGCUCGCGAAGCAAUCCGCACUGCAACACGACGAACUUGAGCAACGCAUUCACCUCGUAAAUCAGUACUUCACACAGCACCCAUCCCACCAAAACACGACGGGUACAAUCACAGAGGCAGCCGUAGCUUCUAUCCUUCACACCGAACCUCAACACGCCACGAAUAAAAUUUCACAACUCCUCCAAGAACUNGAGGAGAUGGGCAGCCAGCCGCUGCUGCCGCAGUGCCAGCGCAUGGCGAACGAGAUGGGCGCGCUGCGCGCCAGUGAAGAGCGCUACCGCUCGCUUGUGGGCGAGGAGGUUGAGUGUGGCGCCGCAGCAGAGGGCAGCGACCCGUCGACGCGUGCACAGUGCCUGCGCGGCAUUGAGUCGGCGCUGGCGACCCUCGGCGUGGAGGACAGCGAGGAGCCCGCGGCGGCAGCCAUUCUGAGGGCGGCCGAGGACGCCAAGGCGCGCGAGGAGGACCUGCACGGCAGGCUGGACGAGGCCGCCGAGCGUGAGCGUGUUCUGGAGGCGAAGCUUGGUCAGCUUGCUCACGCAGCGGAUGACCUGCGCUCCGCACUGGACGGCGGUGCGCCAGUGGCCGACAGCAGCGAGGAGGCGACUGUCGUUGGCGACCGUGUGGUGGAGACACUGAAGCGACUGCAGGCUGGCAGCGCUGCGGCGUGCUCUGUCAUGUCAGCGGCAAUGCAGCAGGAUGAGGAGAUGGGCAGCCAGCCGCUGCUGCCGCAGUGCCAGCGCAUGGCGAACGAGAUGGGCGCGCUGCGCGCCAGUGAAGAGNCAGGACGAGCAGAUGGGCAGCCAGCCGCUGCUGCCGCAGUGCCAGCGCAUGGCGAACGAGAUGGGCGCGCUGCGCGCCAGUGA
Messenger RNA from Trypanosoma grayi, 2832 nucleotides. RefSeq lists its product as hypothetical. The coding region runs from base 1 to 2832 and encodes 943 amino acids. The record is from RefSeq and is a predicted model, not a curated record. The transcript has a single exon. NCBI's taxonomy places the organism in Eukaryota, Euglenozoa, Kinetoplastea, Trypanosomatida, Trypanosomatidae.